This is a messenger RNA of Penicillium coprophilum, 1044 nucleotides long. Its product is annotated as alpha/beta fold hydrolase. The record is from RefSeq and is a predicted model, not a curated record. Bases 1 to 1044 code for a protein of 347 amino acids. Lineage: Eukaryota; Fungi; Ascomycota; Eurotiomycetes; Eurotiales; Aspergillaceae. The transcript has a single exon.
AUGAAGUUCUUCCCCGUCUUCAGUGCCUUGGCGGCGAUGUUGUCGUGCACGGCUGUAGUCUCUGCACAGUCCGAUCCCGACCCAAUUGGUACCAUUUAUGAUGGCCAUGUGCCAGCCAAUCUAUAUGGCUCCAGUUACCCCUACCCUUGGCCGGUGAAGCAGUUCAACUUCUUCAAUCAACGCCAGAACCUUUCGAUGGCAUUCAUGGACAUCCCAGCCAAGAAACGUCUCAAGAAUAGGAAGACAGCGGUUCUGCUCCACGGAGGAAAUUUCUGCGGCGUAACAUGGUCUGACACUGCGCGCCAGCUUUCGGCCGCCGGCUACCGAGUGAUCCUCCCCGAUGACAUUGGCUUCUGCAAGUCGAGCAAGCCCCAAGGCUAUGCUUACAACAUACAUCAGCAGGCAUUGAAUAUCCACAGUCUACUCACUGUUCUUGGGAUUGAAAAAGUCACCGUAAUCGGCCAUUCGAUGGGUGGCAUGAUUGCCGCCCGCUAUGGCCUAAUGUACCCGACCAGCGUUCAACAGCUUUUCCUUGUCAACCCCCUCGGCCUGGAGGACUGGGUAGCUAAGGGUGUACCUUACCUCUCAGUUGACGCGUCAUACCAGAGCGGGCUUGGGCAGAACUUCACCACUCUCAAGGCGUAUGAACAGGCCAGCUACUUCCACAAUGCUCCCUGGAAGCCCGAGUAUGAUACCUGGGUUCACAUGCUAGCCGACAUCUAUGCCAGCGACUAUGGCUCCGAUUAUUCGUACGUGAUGGCCCUCGUCACUGACGCUUUACUCAGUCAGCCUGUUAUCCACCAGUUCCCUGUCCUGCAAACUCGUACCUACCUUUUGGUAGGAGAUAGCGAUGUUUCAGCACUUGGCAAGGCAUGGUCUCCCCCUGCCAUUGCUGCAACGCUGGGUCAUUAUGCCGAACUUGGCCCUGCGGCCGCAGCCAUGAUUCCAAAUUGCACGCUCCGUAUGUUCCCCGGUCUGGGCCAUGCGCCCUUCCUCCAGGACCCCAAAGCGUUUUACAAGGUCCUUCUCUCUCUUCUGGACUAG